ACGUCUGAAUCGCGCACACUUAAGUUGGCAGCCGACAGUUAUGGACGAAGGUUUUCUAGAACAGAUUAAUAUUUUAACAAACAAAAUGGACUAUGAGUUGCACACGAGAGUAAAUAAGUUGGAGUACAUCUUGAAACAUUUGAUCAAAAUAUUGUUGUGGAAGGAGAGGCACGUUAUAGAAUUCAAUAUACCGGAACACGAAUUGAAAACAACUUGGUCUGUCAUCGAUGAACCCAAAGUGCUCGUUAAAAUAGGUUGUUUUUUCGAUUGCUUGGAUCCCAGUUGUAACUCCAGGUUACAACGUUUCAUGAUGAAACUCUUCUCUGAUAAUAUGUUGUGUCCUGAAAAAGACGUUUCGCGCAAGUUAUUUAAAAACGAGUUGCGCGUGCAGCGGGAAAUUUUGCCGCAGAUCGAGGACUUACUGAGAGCAAAUGUAGGACCAAUUUUGCAAUAUUCCUCAGACAAAUUGAAAAUGUUCUUUCUGGAGGAUUUAUCGAAUAAAGGAUAUCAAAUGAAACCUUACGAUAGAGGUUUGAAUUUUUCAUAUUCCGUCAAAGCAAUACAACUUAUGGCCAAAUUCCACGCAGCCUCGGUGGCUUUGCAUGAACAGAAUCCUACUUUAGUAGAGUCUUUCAGAAUCGACAAAAGUUUGACAGCAGAAAGUUCGGAACAUUUGAUACAAGUAUUUCAUGACUCUAUGAAGAUAGCAAGUGUUCUUAUAAAUAUGUACUAUCCGAUAAUCGCGGCUAAAAUGAAAAUGGUAGCCGAUAGAGUUUACACUAUGCAACAAAUCAUCGAUUUGUACAAUUACGAACCUGAAGAAUUUUGUGUGCUAAAUAAUGGAGACUUUUCCGUUCAUAAUCUAUUCUUUAGUGAAGAAGACAGCAAUUGUCCUUCCUUACUGCAAAAUUUUCAGAUGGCAAACUAUUCAUCGCCAGCUAUUGACUUGCAUCACUUCUUAAAUAUCUCUCCCGAAACUGCCGUAAUAUAUGAUCAGGAUGAGCAAUUGUUACAUAUGUACUUGACGAUUUUGUGUAACACAAUGAACGCGCUAAACUGCAAGACGAAACCACCAACGAUGGAACAGUUGAAAGCGGCUAUGCGAAAGAGAGAAUUAUACGCCGUGUUUGUAGGUGUGACAUUUAAGUUAAAUAUGGUUGCGGAUAAAAUAGAAGAAGACGAAGAAAAUAGUGAUUACGGCAAAAAUCCGUACGAGGAACUUGUGAAGAAGAUGUGUUUAACUAUGUUCCACAAAAAGUACUUUAACUGUAUAUAACGUAAAUAGAAAGACAAAAGAUUCGCAUCAAUUAUCGGAAACGAGCGACAAAUUUGUAAAAUAUUUUAGCCUUUUCGAAUCUUGUUUUUUGAUACAAAAUAACGACACGUAAUCAGAAAGCGGUAUUGAUUAAUUCUAUGUUUUCAUUCUACAGUUUAUAUAAACAAUGUAUAUGAUUCGCAUGUGUGUGCGAAUAAUGAAUUUCGUAAUCGUGUUUGCGAUAAAUAGAAAGACGUAUUACCAAGAGUAACUUACAAAUAUUAAGUUCAAAAAAUUCUCACAGAGAAGUACUAUUAUAUUUUUCUUUUAUUAAAUAUGUAAAUGCAACAUUUUUUAAAAGCAAGCGAAAACUGCACAUAGGAUAAAUUGUUAUGCCACAUUUAUCGCAUGUGUGAUAAACUGUGUUCUUAAAAUAGUUUAAAAGUAUACAAUUUUAUCAGAAAAUAGGAAUAGGUGAAAGAUUGACAUCAAACAGAAAUAUACAGUCAGACUUUUAUUUGUUUUUUUUUUUCGUUGUUUUUGUAGAGUUGCUAAAUUUUUCGUUUUCUCUAAAGUUAUUGUCUCCUUUUCGCGAUGACAUUCCACUGCCACCAUCUCGCGAAACGAUAAUUAGUAACAGUAACAUUAUGAUGAAAUUUACUACGUUGGACUGGAAAAAAAAGUAAAUACGGAGAAGUCUCGUUGCCGAUAAAGUGACAAAACAGAGGUCCAACUGUAAUUUUUUCUCUUGCAAGAAUUUAUUCGAAAGAAAGAUGCGUCGUAUGCCACAUUCAGGUUUACAUUAGUGAAUAAAAUUCGCUUUAUUGUAUUCUUUUAAACUUUUUUCUAACUAAUAAAAAUGUUGCUAACUUAUGACUUAUAUCCUAAUGAACUGUAAGUUAUUUUAUAAUGUAUAAAAAUCACAUUUUGUAUGUUACGCUGCGUGGUC
This is a messenger RNA of Pseudomyrmex gracilis, 2204 nucleotides long. RefSeq lists its product as uncharacterized. Lineage: Eukaryota; Metazoa; Arthropoda; Insecta; Hymenoptera; Formicidae. The record is from RefSeq and is a predicted model, not a curated record. The coding region runs from base 41 to 1276 and encodes 411 amino acids. The transcript is spliced from 4 exons.